CCUCCGAGCAGGAACGUAAACACACCAUUCCGCCAAGAUGGCCCCGCAGUCGGUGCUCCGGGUGGGACUGCUGGUGUCGUUCUCCGUCCUCCUCACGGUGCUGCUCGGCUUCGGGCUGCCCGCCCUGCUGAACGCGGCCAUGCGGCUGCUGGGGCUGCCGGAGACCAGCGUGACGGAGUGCGUCGUGCUGCUGUACGCGCUGUUCGUGCUGUAUGUGGCGACGCCGCGGAUCCCCAGAGGGCUGCUGGAGGCCAGAGGGAAGGCCGUGCUCAUCACAGGCUGCGACACUGGAUUUGGACACGCGCUCGCCAAACAUCUGCACAAGCUCGGCUUCACCGUCUUCGCCGGAUGCUUGCUGAAGGAUAAAGGUGGAGAGGGGGCGAAGGAGCUGGAGGACUUUCACUCAGAUGACAUGAAGGUCGUCCAGCUGGACGUGUGCAGCGACGAGCAGGUGAACAAGGCCGUGGAAUUCAUCAAAAGUAACCUGAAGGAAAGAGGCCUGUGGGCAGUGGUGAACAACGCCGGUCUGUCCACCUUCGGAGAGGUGGAGUUCACCUCCAUGGACACCUACAAGCAGGUGUCAGAGGUCAAUCUGUGGGGCACCAUCAGGGUCACCAAAGCCGUCCUGCCGUUAAUCCGCAGGGCGAAAGGCCGCGUGGUCAACGUGUCCAGCAUGUACGGGCGGAUGGGCAACCUGAUGCGCUCGCCGUACUGCAUCUCCAAGUACGGCGUGGAGGCCUUCUCCGACUGCCUCCGCUACGAGAUGAAGUCCUGGGGCGUCAAGGUGUCCGUGGUGGAGCCCGGCAACUUCAUCGUGGCCACCGGCAUCCUCACCCGCGACAUCGUGGCCGCCACGGCCGGCAAGCUGUGGAGCGAGGCCCCGGCGGACGUGAAGGAGGACUACGGGAAGACCCACUUCGAGCACCUCAUGGCCCUGAUGCGCUCGUACUGCAACAGCGGGCAGAAGGACAUGACCUCCGUGCUGGACGACAUCACCGACGCGCUGCGGUCCAAGCGGCCGUACACCCGCUACAGCCCCCAGGAGCCGCACUGGUGGAUCAGGAUGCAGGUGAUGACCCACCUGCCGGGCGCCAUAUCCGACUUCCUCUACUUCUGAGGCCGUCCCCGGCCUCGGAUCCGAUCACAUCCUUCUACGACGUAGCGUCACGCAGAUCUACAGACUCACCCUGGAGGCGCUUUCUGCCAUGUAUUCCUCAGCACUUGAAAACAUUCACUGAUCAAGCCUUAAAACUUCAGAUCUUUUUUAACUAUGUAAAUUAUUGCACUUUGCUUCGGAAACAUCUGGAAAGAACUUGUAACUUUUAUCUAUUCAGAUAUUUUCUCUGAUAAGUAGUAACUACUUUGUGUGUGAUAUGGACAUGGCUGUCAAACAAUCAUAGCUAUAAACACUCCGUAUGAACUG
Salarias fasciatus (jewelled blenny) is the source of this 1423-nucleotide messenger RNA. It is a transcript of the gene bdh1, whose product is annotated as 3-hydroxybutyrate dehydrogenase, type 1. Gene Ontology annotation, molecular function: oxidoreductase activity. Lineage: Eukaryota; Metazoa; Chordata; Actinopteri; Blenniiformes; Blenniidae. The record is from RefSeq and is a predicted model, not a curated record. The transcript has 5 exons. Gene Ontology annotation, cellular component: intracellular membrane-bounded organelle. Bases 38 to 1117 code for a protein of 359 amino acids. Gene Ontology annotation, biological process: steroid metabolic process.